This is a messenger RNA of Planococcus citri (citrus mealybug), 791 nucleotides long. RefSeq lists its product as uncharacterized. Bases 185 to 595 code for a protein of 136 amino acids. The record is from RefSeq and is a predicted model, not a curated record. NCBI's taxonomy places the organism in Eukaryota, Metazoa, Arthropoda, Insecta, Hemiptera, Pseudococcidae. The transcript has 4 exons.
ACCAUGUUUAGCAAAUUAUGAAAAUUUUUUAUCACCUUCAAAAAUUAUCAAAAUUCCGAAAAUUCGUUCAAAUUUUUACUCCUUCAAUAAAAUUUAAAUCACUUUGAAAUGUCAGAAAUAACAUCGAAUAAUCCUAAGAACUGUCCAAACUGGCAUUAGCAAUACUUACUCAUCAAAUCCUAGAAUGCCUUUAAUUAAAAGACUGAAACCUGCAGCAUCAGAAGUGCUAACAUGUUACCUUAAACAAUGCAACGAACCUCACUGGACAUCAUACUUUGUAAAAUACAGAGACGUUGUGGAUGAUCAACGAGGCAUGUCAAAUUUCAAUUGGAAAGUAGGAAGUAGUAAUUACCAAAUACUUCGUACCGGCUGCUACCCAUAUAUCAAAUAUCACUGCAGUAAAUAUCGCCACGAAGAUCUCACAGCUAGUGACCGGUUGAUGAAAUUCAUAAAGAUUUUUAACUUGGGAAUUCCUGCUCUGAUGUAUGGAAUAGCUGCCAUUUUCCUGAUUACUCAUAAAGAGAAUGUUGUUACUUCGAAAGGCAAUGUUUAUAUUUAUUUCUUACUGAAGGAAAAUAAGAAAUCGAUGUUCUAGCGUGGAAAAAUCACCUUGUACCUAUUGUUACCAAACUCCUGUGUUUCAUUGAAUGUCUUACGAUGGCAAGAAAUUGAAAUAAAUUCAUCUCUGGCAUAUUCUAUCGAUAAAUCAUCGAAAUAAUCGAACGUUUGGGAACAUUGAUCAACGCUGAUCCUCUAUCGUUGUCGAUAAACGUAAGUUGAACGUCGAAAGA